This is a messenger RNA of Quercus lobata, 678 nucleotides long. RefSeq lists its product as uncharacterized. The record is from RefSeq and is a predicted model, not a curated record. The coding region runs from base 1 to 678 and encodes 225 amino acids. Lineage: Eukaryota; Viridiplantae; Streptophyta; Magnoliopsida; Fagales; Fagaceae. The transcript is spliced from 2 exons.
AUGGAGCCAAGUCCAAUCAAUCCGGUUCCCGCCAACACUGUGACUGUUCACAUUCACGGGAGUCCCGUCGACACCGAGACCGUUCACAUUCACGGGAAUCCCAUUGGUGCCGGGACCAUUCAAGUUCACAAGAGUAUGCAGACCGGGAUUCAGAUUCCCCAGAAGGGCAACAUCCCCAAGGGUUCCAUUCAUGGCUUUGCCGAGUUGAUCCAGGAAUUCGGUGUCCAGUUUGUAACCUAUAGCCAGGUACCACAACCAGUUAACGCAUUACUAUCUACGAAAAUGAAGUUUGGAGAAACCCUUCAUAGUUAUGCCAGUCGGUAUUGGGAGCUUUAUAAUGAGAUUGGUGGAGGCAACGAGAAAAUUGCGGCGAGCACCUUUAGAAUGGGGCUGCCUGAAGACUCCGAACUACGGGAGUCAUUGACCAGGAAGCCUCCUAAGGAUAUGAGGCAGCUUAUGAGGCGUAUUGAAGAGUACAAACGCCUAGAAGAUGACCGACUACAGAGCAAAGGUAAAGCUCUGUUAGUAAGUCGUCUUCAGCAGGGCGGUUUCCAGUCGAGGUCCCGAAAGGAUUUGAGAAUACAAGAGUCGGAGGUACAACUAGGGGAGGUGAACGUGACAUUUAAGGAGUCAGUGCACAAGAUUAUAGACCGAAUCAAGAACGAGUCGUACUUUUAA